Messenger RNA from Aphis gossypii (cotton aphid), 2347 nucleotides. Its product is annotated as poly(A)-specific ribonuclease PARN-like. Gene Ontology annotation, cellular component: cytoplasm; nucleus. The record is from RefSeq and is a predicted model, not a curated record. The transcript has 15 exons. Gene Ontology annotation, biological process: nuclear-transcribed mRNA poly(A) tail shortening. Gene Ontology annotation, molecular function: metal ion binding; poly(A)-specific ribonuclease activity; RNA binding. Lineage: Eukaryota; Metazoa; Arthropoda; Insecta; Hemiptera; Aphididae. Bases 372 to 2273 code for a protein of 633 amino acids.
GAUAAGUACAGCAAUUGGUGCGGUACUAACAACAACUACUGUGUACCGCACUUUCAAAAUCGAAAUUAAAUAUUAAAUACAUUAAUCUAAUGUUAUACAUUAGCAUUUAUUUUGUAAUUUUACUACUUUUGUCAACAAAUUAAGAGGUCAAACAUUUUUCGAUCGUUAACCGAUAGUUAAAUAGCAAUUAUCAUUAAUAAUUUCUCCCCGGUGUUGUACAAUAGGUACUAUUGUUAUUCUGUGAACAAUUUUUUGGUGUCGUCGUUUUUACAUUUUUGAAUUUUAUUUUUGACAUAAAUGAUCUACGGAUUCGGUCGGUAGAGGCAUCUCAAUUGAUUUCACGCCCUACACAUUUAAACUGUGCUAUAAAAAUGGAUGUGGUCAAUGAGAAUUUCUAUCAGUUGUUGCCGGAAAUUGAAUUAGCCAUUGCCGAGUGUGAUUUCAUUGCGAUUGAUGGAGAAUUCACCGGUCUUCACAAUGGUACUAUGGUCAGCAUAUUCGAUACAGCAGCUCAGUAUUACCAAAAACUUCGAAGUAAUUGUAUGGACUUUUUGAUGGUUCAAUUUGGUCUGUGUGCUGUAAAAUAUAAUGCUGAAAAGAAAAAGUAUACAUACAGGGCGUAUAAUUUUUAUACCUUUCCAAAGCCCAUGAGUCGAUAUGCUCCAGAUUGCCGAUUCCUCUGUCAGUCUUCAAGCAUGGAAUUUCUAAGCAAUAACAAUUUUGACUUUAAUAAGCUGUUUAAACAUGGCAUUCCUUUCCUUACUGUGCCCGAUGAACAAGUAUUACAAAAUGAACUGCUUAAUCGAUAUAAGCAAAAUUGUUUACAGGCUCAGACACCAUCAAAAGUCUCUGAGUCUAUACCUAUACCAGAUAAUCAUAAAGCAGACAUAGAAUCUGCUUGUGAAAAAGUAAAAGAACUUUUAGAAAGCGAAACGAGUUCUGAAGUCAUCAUAGCAGAGAAACCUAAUUCUUUUGUCCGUAAACUUAUUUAUCAGGAAGUCUAUAGUAGAUAUUCAGAUUCCAAAGUAAGUUUACAGUCCAAAAUAGUAGAAGAUAUUGGCAAUGUUAUGGUAGCUUUCAAAGGAAGAACAAAAUUGUUAAUGGCACAAGAAAGAAUGGAACGGGAACAGAUUGAGUUAGAAAAAGCUGUCGGUUUUUCAGCAGUCUUAAAGAAAAUUAUAGCUUCUAAUAAACCUGUUGUUGGACACAAUAUGACAUUAGAUGUUUGUCAUAUGAUUCAUCAGUUUUGUUUACCAUUGCCAUCUAGCUAUAGUGACUUUCAAGCUAUGGUUAAAACAAUAUCAUAUCGCUUUUUGGAUACAAAGUAUAUAAGUGGUACAGAACCACUUAAGCCAUUCUUCGGUUCAACAGUAUUGAAUGAUUUAAAAAAGUCACUAUCAGAACAAUGUCAAAAUUAUAUAGAUUUGGAACCAGAGGUUCCUGAAGUUGGUUAUUCUAAUGAUGUAUCUAAGUUGCAUGACGCUGGUUUUGAUGCAUAUUUGACCAGUACUGUUUUUGUCAAUCUUUGCAAUUUAUAUGGUAAAGUGAAAGGUAUUAAAGAACACAUUUCUACAGAUUCUGCUUACCUUAAACAGUUUGAGAAUAAACUAUAUAUGAUUCGGUAUAAUGAAGAUCCAUGUUUAAACUUAAAUGGUCCUGAACCCCAACUUCAAAGAAGCCACGUUUAUCAUAUUACAUUCCCAGCAGAAUGGAAAACUAUUGAUAUUACAAACAUAUUUAGUCCAUUUACCAAUGUAUUUAUCAAGUAUAUUAAUGAUACAUCUGCUUGGGUGGCAUUGAGAGAGGCAUCUCAAGCAAAAGCAAUGAAUAAAAUUUUGCCAAAAUUACAAGCCCUUCACAAAAACAUUAUAUUAUUACCUUGGUCUGUUUACUACAAAGAUACAUGUACUUCUAAUGUACCAACUACAACAAAAAGAAAGAUUAGCAGUUGCUCAUCAUCACCUCCUAAAGAUAAUAUUGAUUCGCCAAUUGCUGAAGAUACUUCUGAUGAUCAUGAUGGUCAAACACCAGAAAAAGUACCGCGUAUUUCAAAAGGACGAAGAGUUUCAAGAGGAGGAACUAUAAGUCCAAUAUUGGAAGCAGAUGAAUCUACUGAAUUAGAUGCUGACUCUUCAGCUGUAUCAAACAUCACUGAUGUGGAUGUAAAAAAUCAUAGUAUAAGUACUCCAAGCUAUGCACAAACUUUAAAGACAAAAAAAGAUACAGAUACAGCAGAAUUGAAAACUAUUUUCCCUGUUGCUUCGUGGGAUUAACAAUACAUAAUAAUUAUUUUAAUGCAAUUUAUCUGUAAAUAUAUAAUGUACGAAUAAUAUCUCAUAAAAUUGUA